Molecule: messenger RNA, 1255 nt
Organism: Saccostrea cuccullata (small rock oyster)
Lineage: Eukaryota; Metazoa; Mollusca; Bivalvia; Ostreida; Ostreidae
Exons: 4
Coding region: 22-1125 (367 amino acids)
Source: RefSeq, a predicted model, not a curated record
CAGCAAAAUUGACAACAAUGGAUGGAACUUGACAAAGAGAGGUGGAAAAUUGGAAUGAAUCUUACAAUGUAUUUCCUAGCAGUUUUCUUAACAAUCUUUGUUCAUCUGAAAGAAACUAGUUUUGGACAAGUUGUUGGAAAUGGUAUGGACCUGGACGUAAACAAAUUCUUUCCCCAUCUCCUGGAGAAUUCCAUGCACGCCGUUAACCCUAUGGUCGCCAACAGUGGGGGACUAGGAAAGGAGUGCUUAGGAACGGGAAAUAGCUUUUACGGGAAUAUUCCUAUGGGAAAUCCAAUGCAAACUGGGUUCAUAGCAAAUGAGCAUUGUCCUUGUCAGAUUCAUAUUAACUCUCUGGGAUGUUAUGUCUGUAGCUGUAACUCAGAUUCACCACAGACUAACCUCAAGAUACCGACACCAAACACCCCAGGGUUAAACAUGCAGUUCCAGUAUCCCAAUGGACAGGAGUAUAUCACCAUGAGACCCACGAAAAACAUAGGAUUGGAAAAGGCUAAAGCAACAUUGUUACCAACCACGAGAAACCAACCGAACACGUACAUUUCAACUACCUCAAAAACGGAUCAAGGUGACGUCAUACGAUCAACUACCUCUCUGUUGAAAACUUUAAACUCGACAACUGAAAUAAUUUAUAAGGAUGGGACGAAGUCAGUUAUUAGAUAUGCUGAGAUAACAUCAACCAUGGGGCUGGGAAAUCUUUCCAGAUCAAGUUUAGACAAAGUAGCAAAUGAAACGUCUUUUCCAGAGAGAUACAUGGCUAUCUUUGUGGGACUUGGGACGGUUUUGUGUUUAUUUCUUGUUCUCGUUGUGAUUUUCGUCUUCAAGUGGCGAUCAACGACAAAGGAGCUUCGUAGACAACAGAGUGAGUUGUACUUUGUAGAGAAAAUCAAUCGCCAAAGCUCGGUGGUUUCUGAACUUACGCUUCAACUUGAGAGGGAGAAAAGAACCUCGUUAUAUUCUGUUGUGGAGUAUGAUAUGGAGUCCACAUCCCCAAAACUGGACGUCCUUUUGACUCCAACGGCCCCGCCAUUAACUCCAGGACAAAAACAACAAACGGCAUUUCGGUACCCCACGGAUGAUAGCAAACACGACUAUCUUGAGCUGAUCUAAAUGUACAUUGUUUAUUUAAUAUACAUGAAGUGUGCAGUUGCCACUGUGCAAACGUUAGACAUUAUUAUAUGAAAGAUUAUUUAUAUAACUGAUAUUAAACAUUUGGUUCAUGUUGAAAAAUAAAUCCGUA